AUGGCAAUCCCCAAAUCAAGAACUCCUCGACUCAUCAUUGUGAGACACGGACAGACCGAAUGGUCCAAAACAGGUCAAUAUACCUCCAGGACUGAUAUACCAUUGACCGACUAUGGUGUUAAACAAAUGAGAUCGACAGGAAGAGUCCUUAUUGGAUAUGGAUCAACAAAUCUAAUUAAACCAGCUGAACUUAAAUUAAUCAUAUGCUCUCCAAGAAAAAGAGCUCUUCAGACCAAGGAUCUCCUUCUUGAAAGUUUACCAGAGUCUCAAAAGCUGAGUAUCAAAACUGAAAUUGACGAGGACGUUAGAGAAUGGGAAUAUGGUGACUAUGAAGGUUUGCUCACUGAGGAAAUUAAAGAACGUAGAACAAAAAAUAAUCUACCAGGCGGAGAAAAUUGGACUAUAUGGCCGUACGGCUGUGAGAACGGAGAGAACGCAGAAGAUGUCACUAAACGGGUGGAUAGACUGAUUGAAAAGAUAAGAAAAAUUCACAAGCGUGCUAUGGACAACAAUGAAUUUUGUGAUAUCAUGGUUGUCGCUCAUGGUCAUAUAUUAAGAUGUCUUGCCGCUAGAUGGGUUGGAAGACCAAUAAACAAGAAUCCACAAUUUAUGCUUGAUGCUGGUGGAGUUGGCGUUCUUAGUUACCAACAUCAUAACAUCAAUGAGCCUGCAAUCUAUCUUCCGGAGCAUUCCUUGUUCCAGUUGACGAGGAAGGUGAAGGCUUGUAAAUGUUGCUUAUUCCCUUGA
This is a messenger RNA of Brettanomyces bruxellensis, 747 nucleotides long. RefSeq lists its product as uncharacterized. Gene Ontology annotation, biological process: ribose phosphate biosynthetic process. NCBI's taxonomy places the organism in Eukaryota, Fungi, Ascomycota, Pichiomycetes, Pichiales, Pichiaceae. Gene Ontology annotation, molecular function: sedoheptulose-bisphosphatase activity. The coding region runs from base 1 to 747 and encodes 248 amino acids. The transcript has a single exon. The record is from RefSeq and is a predicted model, not a curated record.